Molecule: messenger RNA, 915 nt
Organism: Castor canadensis (American beaver)
Lineage: Eukaryota; Metazoa; Chordata; Mammalia; Rodentia; Castoridae
Product: olfactory receptor 4A47-like
Biological process (GO): G protein-coupled receptor signaling pathway
Cellular component (GO): membrane
Molecular function (GO): olfactory receptor activity; G protein-coupled receptor activity
Source: RefSeq, a predicted model, not a curated record
AUGGAACCAAGGAACAAUGUUACUUACUUUGUCCUGUUGGGCCUCACCCAGAAUCCAAAAGAGCAGAAAGUUCUUUGUGUUUUGUUCUUGCUCUUCUACAUUUUGACCACUGGAAAUCUGCUCAUUAUCAUAACUGUCAGUCUAAGUAAGACUUUGGACUCACCAAUGUACUUUUUUCUUGCUAGUUUAUCAUUUGUGGAUAUUAUUUAUUCAACAACAAUUUCUCCCAAAUUGGUUUCAGACUUGUUUUUGGGGAAGAAUACCAUAUCCUUCAAGUUUUGCAUGAUUCAGCUCUUUACAGAACACUUUUUGGGUGGAUCAGAGGUCUCUCUUCUAUUGGUAAUGGCCCUUGACCGCUACGUGGCUAUCUGCAAGCCUUUGCAUUAUUUGCUUAUUAUGAGGAAAUGGGUGUGUGUUGUAUUGUUGAUAGUGGCUUGGUUUGGAGGGUUUUUGCACUCAAUAAUUCAACUCAGCACUAUUUAUGGGCUUCCAUUUUGUGGUCCUAAUGUCAUUGAUCAUUUUAUGUGUGACAUGUACCCUUUAUUAGAGCUUGUCUGUAUUGACAUCUACGUCAUUGGCGUCUUAGUGGUGGCCAAUGGAGGACUGAUGUGCUCAAUUAUAUUGCUGUUCUUAUUCAUCUCGUAUGGUGUCAUCUUGCACUCUCUAAAGAAUCUUAGUCGAGAAGGAAGGCAGAAAGCUCUCUCAACCUGUGGCUCCCACAUCACUGCAGUUGUCUGCUUCUUUGCUCCCUGUAUUUUCAUAUAUGCAAGACCUGCUAAGACUUUUCCUAUUGACAAAUCAGUAAGUGUAUUUUAUACAGUCAUAACUCCCAUGCUGAACCCAUUAAUCUAUACUCUGAGAAACUCAGAAAUGACAAAUGCUAUGAAGAAGCUCUGGAGAAGAAAAGUAAUAUAA